Molecule: messenger RNA, 900 nt
Organism: Zingiber officinale
Lineage: Eukaryota; Viridiplantae; Streptophyta; Magnoliopsida; Zingiberales; Zingiberaceae
Product: EKC/KEOPS complex subunit TPRKB-like
Exons: 6
Coding region: 130-648 (172 amino acids)
Biological process (GO): tRNA threonylcarbamoyladenosine modification; telomere maintenance via recombination
Cellular component (GO): cytosol; nucleus; EKC/KEOPS complex
Source: RefSeq, a predicted model, not a curated record
CCCUUCGAUAACACUCUGCCCUCAUUUGUGCACUCGCCCAGCUUCUCCUUGGCGGCGGCAACUACGACGGCCGCGCCUUAUUCGAGCGAUUCCUAAGGAAAGUGGAAGAAAGAAAGGGCGUGGGAAGAAAUGAAGGAAUUCCAGGUGAACGGUUCCACCUCUCUCUCCCUCGCUCUCUUCACCGACGUUACCAAUAGCAGGCAACUUCUUGACUUUGUACAGACAGGAAAACUUGAACCAGAAGUAGCACUUUUAAAUGCAUCGCUAGUACCGGACAUUUUCCCUGUUUUAGCGGCUGCACAUAAGGCACUUCUAUCCAAAUCAAGGGAAUCACUCACUACACGAACUCUUCAUUCAGAACUGAUCUAUAACUACUCAGGAUCCAAACAUAUUUCUGAAUCCUUGAAGCGAUGUGGUAUUUCUGAUGAUACAACAUAUGUUCUUGCAGCACGAUUUGCUGCAUCUCAAGAUGAGAUGAAAGAUGUGGCAGAGCUGAUAAAUGGGAAAGAGGUUGAUCUGGCAGAGUUGGAGACUAAAGCGAAUCUUACACACAUUUUAAAGCAUUAUAAGAUAACACCAGAGGAAUUGGCAAUAUCUUCAUUGUCUGAUGCAAUUGUCUGUAGGAUUGCUGCUCGAGAUGCUCUAUAAAGAUUGAAUAUGCCAAGCUAGAUGGCCCUUUUCCUAUUUCGUUCUCCCUCUUUGUUUUGUUUGCAUUUAGUUAUGUAUAAUUUACAGUUUGGUACUACGCUUAGAGUGUACCAGUUCUUUCUAGUGAACUAUUGAGUCUUGAGAUGGAGAACAAAUUCCUAUGAUCUUCUAUUUAUGAACCAUUGAAAGGCAUGUUGUGAUUGAGCUGAAGAAUUUGUUGGAGAAGCAGUGGGAGAUUUUUCAUCAUUGAAA